AUGAAGCUUAAUAAGGCUUUUUCAGACGCCAUUGCAAACCAGAGUCGUAUGGAUAAUCGUGCCAAACAACUUAAUGAGCAGCUUAAAUUGCAGGAAUUUUGCCAAGAAAUAGAUGAUGUUGAAGAAUGGAUGGCAGAAAAGGCAAUCGUCGCCGCUGAAGAGCCCGCUCGUCAAAUGCAUAACAUCGCUGCUGUCUAUAGCCGAUUUAAGGCUUUUGAAGGAGAAUUAGAAGCAAACAAAGACAAAAUCAUGCGCGAAGGAGAGGAACUGGUAGACCACCGUCCUACAUUGAGUGAGGUCGUGGUACCUCGUCUCCUCUCCUUACGCAAGCAAUGGGAUGAAUUAAAUACGACUUCCGUGGAAAAGAGCGCAAAAAUGGCGGAUGCAAACAGAGGUGGGUGUAUCGCUUCGCAUUAUUACAUUUCGUUAGGUAUUUUAUAUGCGUAUUUUUUUAGUCAUUCAUUAUGCUGA
Protopolystoma xenopodis is the source of this 471-nucleotide messenger RNA. Lineage: Eukaryota; Metazoa; Platyhelminthes; Monogenea; Polystomatidea; Polystomatidae. The record is from the annotation of a GenBank genome assembly.